CCCUCCCCUCCCCUCCCCGCCCUCCCUGCCCGCAGUUAGCGGAGGGAGCUGUCCAGUGCUGAUCCCCUCGGCGAGCAGGAGAGGAGCCCCCCAGCCCGCACCAUGCCCCGCUCCUUCCUGGUCAAGAAGAUCAAAGCAGACGCUUUUCAGCCCUGCGAGGUCCCGGCUCCCAGCUACCAUCCCCUGGAAGCGGCUUAUGUGCUGGCCGGGUCCCGGGUGGGCAGCGGCCCCGGGGCCGAGAAUGGGUAUAGCCAACAUUGCCUCACGCCCUCCGACUAUGAGCCUGACAAGAAACAAGGGUUUCAGCUGGUGUCUUCAGACCCGGUCUACGCCCCGGCUCACGAGGAGUACAGCGACCCCGAGAGUCCCCAGUCGAGCCUCUCUGCCCGCUACUUCAAUGGCGAAGCUGCAGUCACAGACAGCUACUCCAUGGAUGCUUUCUUCAUCACUGACGGCCGCUCCAGGCGACGCAGCGAGAGCCAGCGGCGUGGGAACCACCGCCACUCGUGUAACGAGUGCGGCAAGACCUACGCCACCUCCUCCAACCUCAGCCGGCACAAGCAGACCCACCGCAGCCUGGACAGCAAGAUGGCCAGGAAGUGCCCCACCUGCGGCAAGGCCUACGUCUCCAUGCCCGCCCUGGCCAUGCACAUCCUGACCCACAACCUCAAACACAAGUGUGACGUGUGCGGCAAGGCCUUCAGCCGGCCCUGGCUUCUGCAGGGCCACAUGCGCUCGCACACGGGCGAGAAGCCCUUCGGCUGCUCCCACUGCGGCAAGGCCUUCGCCGACCGCUCCAACCUGCGGGCCCACAUGCAGACCCACUCGGCCUUCAAGCACUACAAGUGCAAGCAGUGCGAGAAGACCUUCGCCCUCAAGUCGUACCUCAACAAGCACUACGAGUCAGCCUGCUUCAAGGGCUCCGAACACAGCUGUGCAAUAGAGAACUGAGCCCUGUCCCCCAGGGCAGGGGAGAGGAAAGGCCGGGGAAGAGGAGGAGCUGCCGACAUCUGGGAGGAAGGGGGUUCCCUCCCCGCCCUCUCCCACCAGCGAAAUCUGGGCUACUCGGAGCGCAAGAGACGGCAGGGACUUUUGCAGUUCGGGCCAGCCGUGUUUGCUGGAAGGAUGCGUUUUCCCAGGGAUGCUCAGACUGACUUGCAUCCCGCCGUGGGGAGGGUGUGUGGGGCUGGGGGGUCCCAGGAAUUUUCCUUCACGGACCAGGUGACGUUUUUGAAUGGAAAUCUCCAAUGGUGCCAACCGCCGGUUCCACAGCUCUCCCAUUUCCCGCCCUCUGACCCGAAUCCCCCAGCUCCCAGCUCUACCCCUCGCAGCUGGUGGGAGCACAGCUCCUGGCUGGCUGGGGGAAUCGGGGCAGGAUUGACUCGGGAGCUGGCGAGUCCAAGUUCCUCCCCAUGGGAUUCGCACCUAGCUCCUUUUCAGGCCAAGGGACCUUGGGAAGCUCCUUGUGUAUUUAUUUAAUUUAUUGCUGUAUUUAUUUAGUGCUGCUUCUUCUCCCUGCGGGAAUCGACUGGGGAGAAACGAAACUUGUCUUCUCCAGCAAGAGCUAAACUCAUUGGAUUCAAAAUGCAUCAGCUGUGAAACUGUAAGAGUAUUGACAAGGGAACAGGGCAGGCGAGGGGACACGUGGGAUCAAUGCGACUGACAGGCCUGUGGGGAGGGGGUGGGGGAGUCAACUGACAGGCUGGGGCAUGGGGGAGUCUAUGUGACUGACAGGCUUCUGGGGGGGCAGUCUUGUGGACAGGGCGGAUGCUGCAUGAGUGACAGGCCUGUGGAAGGAGGUAGUUCUGUGAGACUGACAAGCCUAUGAGGGGGGAGAGGUGUUUGUGCGACUGUUGGGCUUGUGAAGAGGAAGGGUGUCUGUGCGACUGUUGGGCCUGUGGGUGUGUGACAGUUGGGCCUGUGGGGUGUGUGUGACUGCUGGGCCCGUGAGGGAGAGGGGGACCUGAGAGGCGUGUCUGUGCGGCUGUUGGGCUGGUGGAAGGGGGCGGGUCUAUGUGCAGUUUCUGUCCUUGUUGGUUUGUUUGUGCUGCCCUAGGAGUACCUCUCUGGAGCUGCUCUGCUCUGUGACUGACAGGAGGGAUGAGGGGCGAGCCACCAAGGGCAAAUUCCCUCCUGCCGCAGCCAUGGGAUUGACAGAAAAUCUCACUAUCCCCUGGCUCUAGGAGCGAGUGACCAUGUGGCAGUGCAGGUAUUGGGGCAAGCCCCAGCUCCUGGAGUCAGGGGAAUAUGUCAGAAUCUCAGCUUUCAUUUAAAACAUAAAGGAAGAUUCUAGCCCUUCUUGGUGCAGAGAAAAGUUUAGAACCCUAACCUGAGUGCCCCCUAGAUGUUCAAAAACCAGAAGGUAAAUUAAAGAAAACCCCAAAUUCAGGAGGUUUUAAAACCAAUCUCAUGAUUUUUAAGACACAUCUCAGGAUUUUGGUGAUUGGCACUACUGCACACACACACCCCGCGACUGGAGGGCCAUUCUGGGAGGCAGAGAGUUGCUCUUGUUCGAGUGAGUUACCGACUCUCCGGGGAGUUGUGCGGCCAUCACAAUCCAGUGCUUUAUGACAGGAGACCCUUACAGUGAGAGGAACUGGAACAAAACUUAAAACUUCUGUGGUUUCCAUCCAUCCCAAAUCUCACGGCAAUGUAGGACAAGACGCCAGGAAGGAUUAAGCUCCACCAGUGCCCAGGGCCCACAUGCCAUAGCCAGAACUAUCAGCCCUGUUGGGUAUGCCCAGCUGGUCUCCGUUCAAUGCCCCAGAGGAAGGCAGAAAAACCUCCUAAGAUCCCAGCCAACAUGCCCAAGGGAAAAGUCCUUCUCAGGCAUGGUUCUGUUAGCUGCUCUGUGAUGUCAAAGCCAGAUUCCCCUGCUAUCCAAUCGAUACCUACACUUUUCCCUGCAGACUCAGGUUUCAUGGCCUUCUCGUGCCAGAGGAGAUGUGGCAGGGCGUUAAAUCCCAAUCUGAAUUUGGGACAGGCCAGCCCCGCUCCUCACCCAUCCCGAUGCUCCCUCUAGGCUGCAAUGUCACGCUGCGGGUUUGUGCUGGGAGGUGGCUGCACCGAACCGGGCCUUUGUGCUGGCAGCCAAGUCCGAGAGGGCAGCACCCUGACCCAAUCUGACUCAAAAUGUGGGGGGGGGGCUUCAGUCCACCCAACAGGAGGGCCUCUGGCUGUGGACUGUGCUCUGAUCCCCUGUGUCCCAAUGGGCUUCCCACAUUGCCCAAUCAACGGUGCAUCCUGCUGAUUCAGACAGACUGGGAUGUUCAGGGGCUAGAACAGCCCCCCCCAGUCCCAGAGCUGGAGUUCCCUUGGGCAGAGGCUGGGGAAUAGGGAGAGAACCAGUGUUACUGUAAAGUUGGGGGGGGGAGGGGUCUAUUUAAAUACUCUAAUUUAUAUUAUUUAUAAUUUAUGCUUUUGACUAUUUAUUUGCCAUGACAGAAGGGGCCGUGCCAGACCCUAGGGGCCCCUUUGCAUGUGUCCUUUGAGGGUCUGAAGCUGCCUGCAGAGCCGCGCUGUUCCCAGGGCGAGAGUUCGGAGUGGGAGAGAUGCGGGGCAUUCGGUGACCUUGGGGAACUCCCGUAUUCCCAGAUUGAGGGGCAGGGAGGCCCAGCCCAGACUGUAGCUGGCAGUUCCACAGCUGGCGGGAGAAACUAAAGCUAGCCUGCCACAGCUGGGCACUGCCACUUCGAAAGGGAUUCUGCAUUCUGCCCAUUGGGAGCAGGCGGGUCAAGGCAAAGCUGUUCUCCCUCGUCUUCCUCAAUGCCGAAGGUCUCCCUGCCCUGGGCCAGGGUUCCAGGCUGUGCAGGGAAUAAAAGAAUCCUUUCUAUGCAACUUUCCCAAUGGAGACACCCUUUGCCAUUCCCAUGUGCACCAAACCUUUCACCAACACCACUGACUGCACCAUCUGCGGGCGUGCUGCGCUUCCUCCCCAUCCCAUGCAAUCCCCCUGGGGCGGGUGACUGCCACCACAACACUUCCUGUUUCCUACCUCAGAGCCUGAGCCUGUGACUGACUCUCAGUCACCACGCGGUCUGUGCCAGAGAGCUCAGCCGCAACAGGGGCCUGCCAACAUGCCCAGCUCUUAGAUCCUCACGCAUGUAGGAAUGCACACACAUGUACCCGUGUCCUUCUUCCAAUACACAGCCUCCCAUGUUCCUUUGCACACAUGUGUUCUCACGUCUGCUGUCAUGUCUGCAGUCUUUUCUGUGCACCUCACCUCACAGGACACACGUGCACACACUCAUGCAUGCACACCUUGAUUGCACAGCGGCUCCACACACCUGCAUAGUUGCAUGUAAGCACCAGGUGCACAACCUCACAGGCACAAUCCUACCUGCCCCACGCACUCACGGCUAAUCACACACACGUGACCACGCAUACGCCCAUAACCUCAGAUCGUGACCUGUGUCCCACUCACAUCCUCUAUACACGUAGCCUCCCUUGCACCACUGCUCUGUGUGUGCAAACACACUCCCCGUUAGACAUGCAGAGCUCCACUCCCCCACUCCCCCAGCCUCAUGCAGGGCCAUUCACACACGUCAAUUCACGCAUACAUACACACAGGUGUCAGGCAGGGGAGGUGCUCAGCACUGACACACACACACACACGCUGUGAGUAUUCUUCUCUGAUGGGCCCUUCCCCGAUGGACUCACCAUUAUUACCAUAACUUACCUUCCCGUGGGGACAGAAGGCGGGGCACCUUCUUUCGGGGUUUAUCCAUGGGAGCGGUGGGUGAACCAGCCCCCUGGUUUGAUUGCACUGGGGACAGUACAGGAGGGCCAGUCCCUGCUCCGUGUUUAUAUUGUAUAUAGGAAAUCUGACAGCAAUAAUUUUCCGUGCAUGAUUGAUUUUUCUGCCAGGUUUUGUAUUUGACAGAACACCGGGAGACAUGUCUACCGAGAACCGGCCACCUGCAGUAUUACUUGUAAUGCAAUUCAGGGAUAUUAAAGGGACUUCUGCUACUCA
Chrysemys picta bellii (western painted turtle) is the source of this 4972-nucleotide messenger RNA. RefSeq names its product scratch family transcriptional repressor 2 (gene SCRT2). Gene Ontology annotation, biological process: regulation of DNA-templated transcription. The record is from RefSeq and is a predicted model, not a curated record. Lineage: Eukaryota; Metazoa; Chordata; Testudines; Emydidae. Gene Ontology annotation, molecular function: DNA-binding transcription factor activity, RNA polymerase II-specific; RNA polymerase II cis-regulatory region sequence-specific DNA binding.